Mycena indigotica is the source of this 2109-nucleotide messenger RNA. Its product is annotated as Protein kinase domain-containing protein. The record is from RefSeq and is a predicted model, not a curated record. Bases 1 to 2109 code for a protein of 702 amino acids. Lineage: Eukaryota; Fungi; Basidiomycota; Agaricomycetes; Agaricales; Mycenaceae. The transcript has 3 exons. Gene Ontology annotation, biological process: intracellular signal transduction; protein phosphorylation. Gene Ontology annotation, molecular function: ATP binding; protein serine/threonine kinase activity.
AUGUCUCCUGCACCACCCUCUGCCGCCCUUCCUGACUUGACUGGUUCAAUCAUCCAGGGGGGCAUCCAGCUCCUCUCGCUCCUCGGCGCCGGCGCGUACGGCAAGGUCUACAAGGGGCGGCGGCUCACGCCCGGGCCGGGCGAGCCGCGGUUCUGCGCGGUCAAGUGCGUGCCGCAGUACCCGCCGCACGUGACGCGCGCGCAGAUGCAGGUGCUGGAGCUGCGCCUGCACGCCGCGCUCUCGGACCUGCCGCGCGUCGUCCGGCUGCACUCGCACCACGUCGCGGAGCGCGACGCGCUCGUGUUCGUCGUGCUCGACCUCGCCGCCACGGACCUGUUCCACGUGAUGGUCGAGCGCCAACGGUUCCUGCGCCGCCCCGCCGCGAUCCGCAGGGCGAUGGGCGAGCUCAUCGACGCCGUCGAGGCGAUGCACCGCCGCGGCGUGUACCACCGCGACCUCAAGCCGGACAACAUCCUCUGCGACGCGGACGGCGCGAAUCUGCGCAUUGCCGACUUUGGCCUCGCCACGGAGCGCCAAAUCACCAUGGAUUUCGGCUGCGGGACCCGGCCCUAUAUGUCCCCAGAGUCCCUCGACCGCAACCACCCCGCCGCGGUGCACGGCGUGUCGGCCGAGAACGCCGACCUGUGGGCGGUGUCCGUCAUGUUCAUCGGGAUGGCGACGGCGCGCAUGCCGUGGGGCGCGCCCGACGCCGCCGAUGCCGCCUACGCCGCGUUCCGCGCGGACCCCGACGCCGUCCUGCAGGGCAUCCUCCGCCUCACGCCUCCCGCCGCCGCGCUCCUCGUCCGCUGCCUCGCCGAGAACCCGUGUGCCCGCGCGUCCCUGUCCGAGAUGCGCGACGCGAUCAACGCGAUCGAGCGCUUCACCCUGGACGACGUCCCGGAGCCGCUGUCCGAGACGACGGCGACGCCCCGCCCGCAGCACGCGCCCGCCGCACAGCUCUGCGCCGUCGUCUCGAGUGCCACCGGCAGCUCGGCGUCCUCGGCCUCGUCCGCCUCGUCCACCGCCUCCGCCGCGUGGCUCGCCGUCCGCGCCGCCGCCGCCGCCGCUCUCCGGCCCCGCGCCCCCGGCCACGGCGCCGGCGCACGUGCCCUCCCCGUCCGCGCGCGCGCGCACCCCGGCCUCGCGCUCAACACCGCGCUUGUGCGCCGCCGCUCCGAGGACGCGCCGCCGUCGGUCGACCUCGCGGGCGCGCUGGACUUUGACAACUGGCCCGUCCCGCCGCAGCACGUGCCUGUUCCCGUCGCCAAGGCCCCCGUGCCCGUCGCUGUGAACGCCCACGUCGACCCCGCCAACCUGCUCGCGGUGCCCGGCCGGCCCGGCGCGCCAAGCUCCGGCUCCGCGUCCGCGUCCUCCGGCUCCGUGUACCUCUCCGCGUCCGACUCGCCGUGGGACGGCUCUAACGCCAGCGCCAGCGUCAGCGCGUCCUCUGUGCCGACGAGCGCCACCGGCUCGUCGUCCGACGUCGCUUCGGCGCGCUCCGCUGACAAGGCCGGCGCCGCACCCCCGCUGUGGGACCGCUUCGCUCCGCCCGCCGCCGUACCGGGUCUCGGUCUUGGCCUCGGUCUCGGCCGUACGUCCCCGCCGCGUCGCAUCAUGAAGAUCUACCGCCGCCCAGCCCCCGGUCCGGCACCCGCACCUCCGCCGAUCGCGCGUCCCGCCGCCCCGGCGUUCUCCAGGCCUUCCUCUGUCGCCCCCCCCUGUCGCCUCGCCUCCUGCGGCCUCUCAGGCCGUGCCCGCGCUGUUCAUGCCGCGCCCGCGCCGCCUGCCCGUCCCGACGCCUAUGGAGUACGACGUGGCCAUGCCCCCCAAGGCCCCCGCGGCGGCCAAGGCCCCCGCGGCUGCCUCGUCCUCCCACUCGUCAGCUUCGCACUCGCUGUCGUCCUCGGUGUCGUCCAUGGCGUUUGCGUCGCCGUCGCCGUCCCCGCCGCCCAGCCCGCCCCCGCUGCAGCGCCCGCCUGCGGCGUACUACAAGCCGGCGACCGGCGCGUACCGCCCGCGCCCGCGCUCGGCCCCCGGCCACGCGCACGACCAUGCGGCGGCGGUCCCGAUGAUGCCGCCGCCCCCGCCGGCGCCCGUCACGGGUGGUAG